Molecule: messenger RNA, 1347 nt
Organism: Cotesia congregata
Lineage: Eukaryota; Metazoa; Arthropoda; Insecta; Hymenoptera; Braconidae
Source: the annotation of a GenBank genome assembly
AUGGCAUUAAGUAGAAUAUCAACCUCAGUCCUUAAAAACAUUCCUUGCAGGCACGCAUCAGCUCUUUUUAUCCCCGGAAAUAAAGCAACCGACUGUUAUUCGUUCCUUUCCCCGAUCCUCGACUUUGACGAUCGUUUUGCCGACAUAAAAAAGCUCGAAUAUCAAUUGCAUUGUCGAAAAAUCCCGGUAGAUGUCGCUGCAAUCAAAGAAUCCUGGGAUUUUUACAAAAGCAUUGACCACCAGCGCCACCUGGUGGAAGUUCAGCGCGAAGAGUUGGCUCAGAAGAUAAAAAAGGUCAAAAAAACCGGCGGGUCUAUUGAAGAACUCAAAACCCAGGGCGCCAUCUUGCGGCAGGACUUGAAAAUAAUUAAAGAACAGCUGUGGAAGCUUGAAGAGACAGUAAUUGUUAAUGUUCUGAACUUACCCAAUGAUUUAGAUGAGAAAACUCCAAUGGAGCCGGUGGUUCUUAGAACACAAGGUCGGAAAACUCUCGGAACUUCUAAGAGCCACUUGGAACUUGGCUUGGAGCGCCACCUGGUUGAGUUCCUGGAACCGAUGUGCUAUUAUCUGACCAAUGAAGCUGCGUUAGUUGAAUUAGCAGCCACCAGGUGGGCAGCUGGGUACUUUUUGGACACUAUUAGGGUCAGUGGAACUGAUUUUGCGCGGGAUUUUGUUGUUGAAGCUUCCGGAACUGACCACACUGACCCCAGGGCGUCGUUCCUGCUAGAACAGAGCAACCAUGAUGAUAAAAUAUUAGGCAAGCUUCAUUUAGUCGGAGGGUCUAGUUUAAUUGCGUUUUUAAGCAUGCACACUAAGCAGCUGAUUAAUCCCAAAAGCUUGCCCUUGAGGUACCACUCCGUAGGCAGAAAUUACUUCCCGACUAUCGGUAAUUCCACACCGACAGUCGGUAAAGCAGAUUUAGGCUUGUUCUGGGUCGCGCAGGCGACUAAUGUGGACUGCUUUACACUCUCCAAGGCCUCGGAAGCCACUAAAGAGUUUUCUAAGCUUGUGGAAGUGGUUACUAGGGUCUAUGAUGACCUAGGGGUCCAUUAUCGCAUUGUUCUUAGAGCAGCUGAUGAGCUUAAGCCCUGGGAGAGCUUGAAAGUGUCCUUUGAAAUGUGGUCCAGACACAGACAGGAGUAUGUAGAAGUAGGUCAUUUGGCGACCCAUGGGAAUUAUUUUAGCAAGAGGUUGCUAAUUGCGUUUCAAACUAACAACGGCAGGGAUUAUCCUUCGGCUAUUUCCGGAACUGUAUUGUCUGUUUCGAACUUAAUAGGAUGUUUGAUUGAGGAUUCUGUUGAUUUUAUACCUUCUGUUAUUAAGCGUAAUAUGGUUGAUGUAUUAUAA